Molecule: messenger RNA, 1873 nt
Organism: Daucus carota subsp. sativus
Lineage: Eukaryota; Viridiplantae; Streptophyta; Magnoliopsida; Apiales; Apiaceae
Exons: 3
Coding region: 8-1873 (621 amino acids)
Cellular component (GO): cytoplasm
Molecular function (GO): ATP binding; ATP-dependent protein folding chaperone
Source: RefSeq, a predicted model, not a curated record
AUGUGAGAUGACCAAUAAGGAAGUAGCCGUUGGAAUUGAUCUAGGUACUACAUACUCUUGCGUUGGAGUAUGGCAACAUGAUCGAGUUGAAAUCAUCGCAAAUGACCAGGGUAACAGAACUACACCCUCAUGUGUUGCUUUUACUGAUUUGGAGCGUUUCAUCGGUGAAGCUGCUAAAAAUCAGGCUGCUUUUAAUCCUGCAAACACUAUUUUUGAUGCUAAAAGGUUGAUUGGGAGGAAAUUUUCGGAUUCAACAGUGAAAGAUAAUAUGAAGUUCUGGCCAUUUACGGUGGUCGGUGAUUCUGAUGACAGGCCCAAGAUAGUUGUGAAUUACCGAGGUGUGGAGAAACGAUUCUCACCCGAGGAGUUGUCUUCCAUGGUUCUCUAUAAAAUGAAAGAAACUGCUGAGAAAUACUUGGGAAAGGAGGUAAAGAAUGCUGUUGUCACUGUCCCUGCGCACUUUAGUGAUUCACAGCGCCAGGCGACGAAAGAUGCAGCAAGAAUAGCUGGACUCAAUGUAUUGAGAAUCCUUGUUGAGCCGACAGCUGCUGCAGUUGCUUAUGGUCUUGACCAAAAGCUUACAAGUAGCUCAUCAGGGGAGAAUAUAGUUCUUGUUUUUGAUCUUGGUGGUGGUACUUUUGAUGUUUCUCUCCUUAAUAUUGCAAAGAAUAGCUGUAAAGUAGUGGCUACUGCAGGUGAUACUCACCUUGGAGGUGAGGACUUUGACAAUCGUUUGCUGAAAUAUUUAGUUGAGGAAUUUUCAAGGAAGCAUGGAAAAGACAUAAGUAAAAAUGCUAAAUCCUUGAGAAGAUUGAGAAAUGCUUGUGAAAAGGCGAAGAGGGUUUUAUCUCACAGUGCUAUGACAACAGUUGAUAUAGAUUCUUUGUAUGAGGGAAUUGAUUAUCAUGCAAAAAUUAGUCAGGCCAGAUUUGAGGCUUUAAAUUUGAAUCUAUUUAGAAGUUGUCUGGACACUGUAGAGAAGUGUUUGAGAGAUGCUGAGAUGGACAAAAACAAUGUACAGGAAGUUGUGCUUGUGGGUGGAUCUACUAGAAUUCCCAAAGUGCAACAGUUGCUGCAGCAGUUUUUUAAUGGGAAGGAACUUUGCAAGAAUAUAAAUCCUGAAGAGGCUGUUGCUUAUGGGGCAGCUGUCCAAGCUGCCAUAUUAAGUGGCAAGGGUAGUCAGAAUAUCAAGAAUUUGAUGGUGCUUGAUGUUACUCGACCCAUAAAUGGGCUUUCGAGUAAUGAUGAUCUCAUGGAUGUAAUUAUUCCGAGGAACACAACUUAUCCCAUUUCAGUGGAACAAACAUAUUAUAGAAUUAAAGAUGAUCAAAAAGCUGUUAGAAUUGGAGUAUACGAGGGGGAGAGUACAAGAGUGGCAGAUAAUAAUUUACUUGGGGAUUUUGUACUAUCUGAACUGCCUCCUGCCCCAAGCAGCAAAGAUGAUAUUUUGGUGACCUUUACAAUUGAUGCCAACGGGGUACUAAUUGUUUUUGCAGAGCAUAAGAGUUCUGGACUGAAGAACAGCAUUAAAUUUAUCAAAGGAGGAACGCUAUCAGAGGAGGAGAUUGAAGUGAUGGUAAAGGAUGCUGAACGUUUGAAGGCUGAAGAUGAGGAAUUCAGGAAAAAGGUCAAGGCAAUACUUGCAUUUGAGGAUUAUAUACAUAACAUGAAAGCCAUCAGCCAAAAGAACUGCAUGCUUGAAGCUUCUGUUAAAGAGAUGCUAAGUUAUUAUUUCAAGGAGGUAAUUGAAUGGCUAAACUCAAACAAGAAUGCUGAACUAUAUGAAUUCAAAUACAAGAAGCUGCAGCUCGAAGCAAUCUGCAAUAAAUUCAUUCCUGGCAGUGAAGGUAUGGAGAUUGAGGACUAUGAGUAA